Messenger RNA from Miscanthus lutarioriparius, 1350 nucleotides. Lineage: Eukaryota; Viridiplantae; Streptophyta; Magnoliopsida; Poales; Poaceae. The record is from the annotation of a GenBank genome assembly.
AUGGACUGGGAUCUCAAGGCGCCGGGCGCGUGGGACCUCGCGGAGCUGGAGCACGACCAACACGCGGCUGCUACAGCGGCGGCGGGGCCGUCGGGGGGCCACGCCAAUGCUGCUGCGGCGGGCACGGGGACGGGGUGCCGCCCGCCCGGGUCAGCGGCGGCACCCGCCGAGUGCUCCGUGGACCUGAAGCUGGGCGGGCUGGGCGAGUGCGGCGAGCCCGGCGCGGCGCCGCCGGCCCGCAGGGAGAAGGCGGCGGCGGCUGCGGCGGGCAAGGUGGCGUCGGCGUCGCCCGGCGCCGCGGCGGGGGCGAAGCGGCCGCGCCCCGGGGGACAGCAUCAGCAGCAGGGGCAGCAGCAGUACCCGUCGUGCGCGGUGGAAGGGUGCAAGGCGGACCUGAGCAAGUGCCGCGACUACCACCGGCGGCACAAGGUGUGCGAGGCGCACUCCAAGACCCCCGUCGUCGUCGUCGCCGGCCGCGAGAUGCGCUUCUGCCAGCAGUGCAGCAGGUUCCACUUACUUGCGGAGUUUGACGCCGACAAGCGCAGCUGUAGAAAGCGACUAGAUGGGCAUAAUCGCCGCCGCAGGAAGCCACAACCAGACACCAUGGCUUCUGCUAGCUUUAUCACAAGCCAACAAGGCACACGAUUCUCACCAUUUGCACCUCCAAGACUGGAGGCAACAAACUGGCCGGGGGUGAUCAAAACCGAGGAGAAUCCAUAUUACACUCACCAAAUCCCUCUGGGCUCCAGGAGCAGCAGCAGCAGGCAGCAGCAUUUCGUGGGAGCUACCACGCCUGCCUACGCCAAAGAAGGCCGUCGCUUCCCUUUCCUGCAGGAGGGCGAGAUAAGUUUUGCCACCGGCGUGGUGCUGGAGCCGCCGGCGGCUCCAGCGUGCCAGCCGCUCCUCAAGACGGUAGCAGUAGCACCACCCGAGAGCAGCAGCGCCGGCGGCGGGAAGAUGUUCUCCGACGGGCUGACUCGCGUGCUCGACUCGGAAUGUGCUCUCUCUCUUCUGUCAGCGCCGGCCAACUCCUCCGGCAUCGACGUCAGCAGGAUGGUCCGGCCGACUGAACACGUCCCCAUGGCUCAGCCCGUCGUCUCGGGCCUGCAGUUCGGCAGCUCGUCGUGGUUCUCGCCGCGCCCCCAGGCUUCCACGGGCGCGACCACGGGCGGCGGCUUCCCCUCCUGCCCCGCCGUGGAGGGCGAGCACCAGCAGCUCAACACCGUGCUGAGCCCCCACGACAACGAGGUGAACUACGGCGGGAUGUUCCACGUCGGUGGCGGCAGUGGUGGCGGCGAGGGCUCCUCGGACGGCGGCACCUCUUCGUCGACGCCCUUCUCGUGGCAGUAG